GUCGUGUAUUGCACAAUUUCGUCUACCAAAAAGUUAGGUUAUUUUAAAGUGAGGAAUUACCAUUGAAAUAUCUGGAAUAGUUUUAAAUUUGUUUCUUAAUUAUGGCGCAGAGCAAGUUGAAUGAUAUGGCUGGUAAAUUCGCAAAAGGUGGGCCACCAGGAUUGAAUAUCGGUUUAAAAGUGGUAGCCGUGAUCGGAGCGGCAGCUUACGGAUUCUCACAAUCCUUAUUUACCGUCGAAGGAGGUCAUCGAGCCAUUAUGUUCAACAGAAUAGGAGGUGUCCAACAGCACGUAAUGAGCGAGGGUCUGCACUUCCGCGUACCUUGGUUUCAGUAUCCUAUUAUUUACGAUAUUAGAUCACGACCUCGCAAAAUUUCGUCACCCACCGGUUCCAAAGACUUGCAGAUGGUGAAUAUCUCAUUGAGAGUACUGUCGCGCCCUGAUGCUAGUAAUCUACCAAUAAUGUAUAGACAACUGGGAACGGACUACGAUGAGAAAGUGUUACCCUCUAUUUGUAACGAAGUUUUGAAGUCAGUUGUUGCAAAGUUCAAUGCAUCGCAGCUGAUUACACAGCGCCAGCAAGUGUCACUGCUGAUUAGAAGAGAACUAGUUGAGCGGGCGGCUGAUUUUAAUAUUAUUUUAGAUGAUGUAUCCUUGACUGAGUUGAGUUUUGGCAAAGAGUAUACGGCAGCUGUAGAAGCGAAACAGGUAGCCCAACAAGAAGCUCAGCGCGCCGCUUUCGUAGUAGAAAGGGCGAAGCAGGAACGCCAACAAAAGAUUGUUCAGGCUGAAGGUGAAGCUGAGGCUGCAGAGAUGUUAGGUAAAGCCAUGGGUAUGAAUCCUGGUUAUUUGAAGUUGCGUAAAAUACGUGCAGCUCAGAGUAUCUCACGGAUGAUUGCACAAUCACAAAACAGAGUCUUCCUUCCUGGCAAUAGUUUGAUGAUCAAUUUGCAAGAUCCCACAUUUGAUGAUUUAUCAGAGAAGCUUACUAAGAAGAAGUAACAUAUGGCGACGGUAGAGUGUGUUAGUGAAUCGAAGCAAAUGACCACUGCUGCCGAUGAUGAUACUGCCAUUAUGAUUAGUGGUGCUGCUUCUAUCUCUGUCUAGUGCAUUUGUGUUAGUGUAUCACAAAAUACAAGUAACUAUUGUCUGUAUCUAUUGUGAUGUGGUCUGUUUAUUAGUUGUAGUUUUAUAGUAUAUAUGAGAAUCAUAUUGGUUUUAAUAAAAUUGUUUAAAACUUUGUGUCA
Achroia grisella is the source of this 1246-nucleotide messenger RNA. It is a transcript of the gene Phb2, whose product is annotated as prohibitin-2. Gene Ontology annotation, cellular component: mitochondrion; membrane. Lineage: Eukaryota; Metazoa; Arthropoda; Insecta; Lepidoptera; Pyralidae. Bases 102 to 1001 code for a protein of 299 amino acids. The record is from RefSeq and is a predicted model, not a curated record. Gene Ontology annotation, biological process: mitochondrion organization. The transcript has a single exon.